Messenger RNA from Ricinus communis (castor bean), 1101 nucleotides. Its product is annotated as aquaporin-4-like. The transcript is spliced from 3 exons. Lineage: Eukaryota; Viridiplantae; Streptophyta; Magnoliopsida; Malpighiales; Euphorbiaceae. Gene Ontology annotation, molecular function: channel activity. Gene Ontology annotation, cellular component: membrane. The record is from RefSeq and is a predicted model, not a curated record. Gene Ontology annotation, biological process: transmembrane transport. Bases 70 to 984 code for a protein of 304 amino acids.
AAUAGCACUGCAUAAAUGUGUCUAUAAAUGUGGCCAAAAAGUUAGCCAUGAAAAGCAAAGGCAUUAGAGAUGGCUGCUUAUGGAGUUGUUCAAGAUGAAGAAAGCCUUAGUGGCAAUAAGAUACAACCGGUAGCCUCUACGCCAAUGUCUGAGCAACAAAGCACCAGGGUAGGGAAGAAGCAAAUCUCCCCCACAUUGAGAAACAUAUUAGGCUUUGAAGAGCUUUUCUCUUUGACGGUAUGGAGAGCAUCUUUGGCAGAACUCUUAGGCACUGCAAUUCUUGUAUUUGCAAUAGACACUAUAGUCAUUUCCACUAUAGAGAGCGAAACAAAAGUACCAAACCUUAUACUAUCAUGCCUUGUUGCCAUCAUAAUAACAAUUCUCCUUAUUGCUACAUAUCCAAUAUCUGGUGGUCACAUUAAUCCUAUUGUUACCUUUUCUGCUGCACUCAUUGGCCUUAUUUCCAUAUCAAAAGCCUUCAUAUACAUUUUGGCUCAAUGUAUUGGUGGGAUUGUGGGUGCACUAGCACUAAAAGCAGUAGUCAACAGCAACAUUGAGAGAGUAUUUUCACUAGGAGGUUGCACUCUUACUAUUGUUGCACCAAGUGCUCAUGGUCCUGUUACUAUCGGUCUUCAAGUUGGCCAAGCCCUUUGGUUAGAGAUUAUCUGUGGGUUUGUUUUUCUUUUUGCUUCAGUUUGGAUGGCGUUUGAUGACCGUCAAGCAAAGGCCCUGGGAAGAGUUGUGGUUUUCAUUAUUGUUGGGGUUGUCCUAGGCCUUCUUGUGUAUGUCUCGACUUCGGUUACAACUGCUAAAGGCUAUGCUGGAGCUGGGAUAAAUCCUGCAAGGUGCUUUGGGCCAGCAAUUGUCCGAGGUGAUCAUCUUUGGAAUGGGCAUUGGGUGUUUUGGGUGGGGCCAUUUAUUGCUUGUGUGGCAUUUACUUUGUACACUAAAAUUAUUCCUCCUCAACUUACUCACACAAUGUAGAAUUAAAAAUUUAUUUUGUUUUCUUGAUUAUAUGGAAGAAUGUUAUAUCAACCAAUAAAAAUAAUGUCUUUUUUUGAAAAAACCAAUAAAUAUAAUGUUAGGAAGUUAGACUUGUGA